Salvelinus fontinalis (brook trout) is the source of this 1318-nucleotide messenger RNA. RefSeq names its product insulin-like growth factor-binding protein 2-B. Bases 71 to 934 code for a protein of 287 amino acids. The transcript has 4 exons. Gene Ontology annotation, biological process: regulation of insulin-like growth factor receptor signaling pathway. The record is from RefSeq and is a predicted model, not a curated record. Gene Ontology annotation, cellular component: extracellular region. Gene Ontology annotation, molecular function: insulin-like growth factor I binding; insulin-like growth factor II binding. Lineage: Eukaryota; Metazoa; Chordata; Actinopteri; Salmoniformes; Salmonidae.
UGCACUUUUGGACACAAGGUUCACAUCCUUAUCUUUUCAUGUUACUCUAAACAGUACAGCUAGAGGCAGAAUGGUGCUAUAUUUUGGCUGCGGUGUGCUUCUGCUUACGUUACUUGUUCUGCCGGGUCUAUUUCUCGGUGACUUGGUAUUCCAUUGUCCGAAAUGCACUGCGGAGCGCCAAACUGCAUGUCCUUAUCUCGCCACCAACUGUACUGAGAUAGUCAGGGAGCCCGCCUGUGGCUGCUGUCCGGUGUGUGCCCGGAUAGAAGGCGAAUUCUGUGGCGUCUACACACCGAGGUGUUCCACAGGGCUGCGUUGUUAUCCCGCUGCAGAUUCAAAAUUGCCCUUGGAGCAGCUGGUUCAGGGGUUAGGGCGAUGCUCACAAAAAGUGGAGUACCCAGUACCCAACAGCACUCAAGAGCCAGUUGACAGGAGUGGACCUAUAGUGGAGCAGCAUGGCACUGAGGCCCCCACUCAGAAGAAGCCGAUCACAGAUGUCAGGAUCUGGAUAUUGUCCAAAGAUCAGGCCACAAGGCAGUUCCAGAUCGAGCUCAAAUCCAAGAUGAAGACCAACAACUGUCCCGAGGAACCUAAGACCCAGCUGCCCAUCAAGGGCCCUUGUGAACAGGAGAUGGACAAGGUGCUGGAGGAGAUCUCCAAGAUGAGCUUCCAUGAUAACAGGGGACCAGUUGAGAAUCUGUACCAACUCCAAUUCCCCAACUGUGAAAAGAUAGGCCAGUACAAUCUCAAACAGUGCCACAUGUCCACCCACGGUCAGCGGGGCGAGUGCUGGUGCGUUAACCCCUUCACAGGUGUCCAGAUCGCCCAGUCCCCCAAGGUGCGGGGGGACCCGAACUGCAGCCAGUAUGUGGAGAAGCAGGAGACGGAGACUGGAACACAGUCCACUGCUGUCCUGCAGGUGGCAGAGAUAUAACAGCACUUCACUCACACCCAGAUACCCCCCGCAGUGGAUUGGUCCAAAUUGACUGACCCAUGUGCAUGGGGUUCUUUCAAUGUAGCUGUUAUGUUCCCUGUCAAGAAAACCAAAAAUGUCACUCAAACAGAAGGCGGAGCUAACAAAGAGUCACUAACAACCAAAACAAAACAGGUGUGGUUCUAGGAGGGGUUCUGGAAGACACUCAUGGGAGUGUCCACUGAAAUUUGCCCACUAAGAUGCAAAAAAAAAAGAUAAACCCGCCAAAGGUGCUUUAACAAAGUACUGAGUAAAGGGUCUGAAUGCUUAUGUAAAUGUGAUAUUUCAGUUUGUUAUUUUUGAUACAUUUCCUAAAAAUUAAAAAAAACUGUUUUUGCUUUGUCA